GUGCGUGCGUGCUGCGGGCGGGGCGCACUCUGACCCGGAGACGACCUCUCUCCGCGCUCCCUCCCCUGCUGUGAAGAUGGCGCUGUCCAGGGUGUGCUGGGCUCGGGCUGCUCUGUGGGGUUCGGCUGUCGCCCCUGGACCCUUGGUCACCCGGAGGCUGCAGCUGGGCCGCUCUGGCCCUGCGUGGCGAGCCCCUCGGUCUUCAAAGCUUCACCUUUCUCCGAAGGCGGACGUGAAGAACUUGAUUUCUUACGUGGUGACCAAGACAAGAGCGAUUAACGGAUCGUACCAUCGUUUCUUGGGGCGUCAUUUCCCCCGCUUCUAUGCCUUAUACACAACCUUCACGAAAGGAAUACAGAUGUUAUGGGCUGAUGGCAAAAAGGCUAGAAGAAUAAAGGCAGACAUGUGGAAACAAAAUCUAAAGUUUCAUCAACUCUCUUACCGGGAGAUGGAGCAUUUGAGACAGUUCCGACGAGAUAUCACCAAGUGUCUCUUCGUCGGCCUCAUCUCCAUUCCGCCCUUUGCCAACUACCUGGUCUUUUUGCUAAUGUACCUGUUUCCUAGACAACUGCUAGUCAAGCAUUUCUGGACCCCCAAACAACAAAUUGAUUUCUUGGAUGUUUAUCAUGGUCUCCGGAGGCAGUCCCACUCGGAAGUCCUCACACAUCUAAGAAGGGCCAGCACUUUUGUUUCUCAUGAGAAGCUCCGGAGGCAUCUAACAGACCUGUGCACCAAGGUGCAGAGUGGCACCCACCCAACAGCACAGGACGUCCUGGCUCUCAGAGAUUGCUUCUCUACCUACCCCUUGGGCUUCAGCCAGCUCCAGGCCUCGCAGAUGAGAGCCUUGAGCCAGGCCAUGCUCCUCACCCCUUACCUGCCCCCGCCCUUGCUGAGGCGACGUCUGAAGAGUCACACCAUCGUGAUCCACCAGCUGGACAGGGCUCUGGCAAAGCUGGGGAUUGGCCAGCUGACUGCACAGGAAGUGAAAUCGGCUUGCUAUCUUCGUGGCUUGAACUCCACCCACAUUGCUGACGACAGGUGUAGAGCCUGGCUGGGGGAAUGGUUGCACAUCUCCUGUAGCCUGAAAGAACCCGAGCUGUCCCUCUUGCUGCACAGCGUGGUCCUGCUCUCCACCAACUACCUUGAGACAAGGCGCUGAGUGAACCACACGGAAAGGACGGCAUUGUCCUGCAGUCACCUAGCGUGGUGGUGUGGGACCAAGGAGCACCUGCCAGCUGUCUGUGCGCACCACUAGCAUGGGAGGCAGAGGAGCGGGUUCCAUGGGCUUCAGAGCACGCUACCCCUCUGGGAGCUAUAGACAUUCCUUCACAGCUUGAGCCUAACAAACCCACGUGUGCUGCCGCCCCCUAUGCUAACCUGGAACUGGCAAGCAUCUCUGGUACUGGAUUUUUAUUGUGAUUAAUACUUAGGUCCUAUAAAGUCAGCCUUUGCCCAGGUGGGAAUCAUGUGGCCUAAAAUUGAGGACUGCCAUGGUUUUGUUUUUAAGGUUUUUUUUUUUUCUUGUUUCUUUUUU
Mus caroli (Ryukyu mouse) is the source of this 1534-nucleotide messenger RNA. It is a transcript of the gene Letmd1, whose product is annotated as LETM1 domain containing 1. Gene Ontology annotation, biological process: intracellular monoatomic cation homeostasis. Gene Ontology annotation, molecular function: ribosome binding. NCBI's taxonomy places the organism in Eukaryota, Metazoa, Chordata, Mammalia, Rodentia, Muridae. Gene Ontology annotation, cellular component: mitochondrial inner membrane. The record is from RefSeq and is a predicted model, not a curated record.